GGCGUUACUGGCAGGUGGCAGAUGGACCUUCCUCCUCACUCACCAUUGGAACAGACAAUGUUGCGCUGGGCUCCUACAACAUGGAAGUUGUCAUCUACCAUUGCAGAGGAAGAGACAGGUUCAUCCCUCUUGGCUAUGCAUCUACAGUCUUCAGCAUCACAGACCAGGUCCCUUUCAGCUUGUCGCUCGCUCAAGUCAAUGACGUGAAUCAAAACGACCAGAACUUCAUCCAGAACCAAGCCAUUGCGUUCACAGCCACACUCCACGACCCCAGCCAGUACCUGAGCAACGCAGACAUCAGUUUCACCUGGGACUUUGGCGACAACAGUGGAACUCUGAUCUCCAGAGAGCGCACAGUCACACACACAUACCUCUCAGUAGGAACCUUCAAACCUCAGGUCAUCCUGAUGGCAACCAUCCCCAACACCUGUGGAAACCCAACUGCUGUUGCUCCUGUUGAUGCGUCUGCUGCCCCUGCUGUGGUGGUCAUGGCCUCCACCGCUGCUGCUGUUCCAGCUGCACCGGCUGAGGGAGGGGACGCCAUCGCACUGGACGUUCCUUCCUCCGAUGCCACUCCACUCGCUGCCUCUGCGCAGCCCGCUGACGCAGCUGCAAACGCAGACGAUGAACAAGCAGCUGCUGAAACCGAUACUGCCACUGCAGCGGCUGCUGAAGCAGAAGCUGCAGCUGCCGAAGCGGAGACAGAUGGUGUGGAAGUUAAUGCAGAUGAGGCAGAUGCUGCAGCUGUGGAUGUCGCUGCCGAGGAAGGAGAUGCAGCAGCUACGGUGGUAGCCACUGUUGCUCCUGUCGCACCAGCCGCAGAAGAAGCGGUAAAUGAGGAAACAGCCGUUGAAGAUAAUACUGUGGUGGCAGCUGCUUCAGCAGCACCUGCCGCAGAAGGAGAAACUGAAGUGGAAGCUGCCACAGUUGCUGCGGUUGCAGACACAGCUGCAGUACAAGAAGCUGAUGUAACGGCUGCGGCUGCUGAAGAAACGGCUGCUGAAGCAACGGCUGCGGCUGCUGAAGAAACGGCUGCGGCUGCUGAAGCAACGGCUGCUGCUGUUGACGAAACAGCGGCUGCUGCUGAUGCCACAGAGGCUGUCCAGGCUGAAACUGAAGCCCCCGUUGACAAUGUUGUGGCUCUCGCUGCCACAGAGGCCACGGUGGUUGAAGAGGCAGAAGCAGCUGAUGCCGAAGCUGAAGUGGUGGAAACUGUUAACGCGGUUGCAGCCACUGCAGCAGCUGCAGAAGCUGAGGUUGUUCCAGCCGAGGGUGAAGUUCAGGCGGAAGUGGAAGCAGAUCCGGCACAAGUUGCCCUCGUUUUGGUCAAAAGACAAGCCCCUGAGCUGGCAGCUGACUGCACAGUCUACCGUUAUGGAUCUCUGGCUACAUCUGUUGAUGUUGCCCAGGGGAUUGAAAGUGUGGAGAUCGUUCAGGUGUCCAGUGUUGUGUCCAUGGCCACCGCUUUGGAUCAGAAUGCUGUGGAUGUCACCAUUAGCUGUCAGGGAAGUCUGCCAAGUGAAGUCUGCACUGUAGUUUCGGAUGCUGACUGUAUCACACCCGUACAAACCAUCUGCAAUGCCGCCUCGCCCUCCCCUGACUGCCAGCUCAUCCUUCGUCAGUUCUUCAACGACACCGGAGUGUUCUGCCUCAAUGUCUCACUCACCAAUGACGUCAGUCUUGCCAUGACAAGUGCCAGAGUUAAUGUUGCAGUUGCCUCCGGUGGUUCUCCAGCUGGAACUGCAGCCACGGUUUUGGGGGUCAUGGUCCUCGCCUGUGUGGUUUGUUGCGUUGGCUUAAUGUACAGGCGCUUUAAGCAGUACCAGCCGCUGAGUGAAGGCCACGAAGCCGGCAGCAGUGGUAGUUUUGGAGUAACAUCAGUGCCUUUGCUGCUGUGGAACCUGCUGAGUCGGCAGUCACCGGGAGAAAGCCGCCCACUGCUUCAGGGAAGGAUUGUGUGAAAAUCCCCAACAUUUCAUCGACAGCAUCCACUAACACAUCUGCUUUCUUCACUUUGUCUGUAGUGAGACCACUCUCUGAGCCAUAACCCCGAACCAUAUAAGAUGAGUGAUCCCUUUUAUGUCAAAACCAGAAGUUAUUACUGAAUUAGAGAGAAAAAUAUUAUUUAUUUUGUGCUAUACUGAUUCUAGGGCAAUAACAUAUCUUCUUAUUUCGCUUCUACUAAACUCUUAGGAUAGACUUUUUUCACAUCAUUUUUUCACAUUUUGAUUAAAUUUGUUGCAGAGCAGUAUCCCUUUUGCUACACUGUAAAACUAAUAAAAUCGACUUUUCUCACCAUUUGUUUCUCAGUAGUCUUUUUGAUUAUUUUUCUCUUGUUUUUGGUCAAAUAAAUCACUUGCAUGAAGGACAUUUUCAACUGUUAUGGGCCAAGUGGGACACAGUGAGGCAGUGCAGCAGCAGGCAGAAGAGUUGCAUACAAAGACAUAAGUAAGAGAAAUUCAGAAAGAUUUCUGUUGUGCUAAAAAGAAAAACUUAAAGACUCCUUAGAUUCAUCAAGAUGCUCAACAAUUCUGUUUUUGACCUUCAAGGACACUAUAGAGUUGGCAUAAAUUCCAAAAGGGUGUACAUUUUUUCUUUUUCAUAAUAUUUAUAUGUUGUCUUUUUAAAGGUAAAAGUGGAUGUAGGUUAUGUUUCUUAACUGAAGUGUUGCUCAUAAGUUUUGUAAUUGUUUACACAAUUGAAUAGCAAAAACUUUUGUCACGAACAAGAAACUGGAUUUGCUACAAAGCUGCAUUUGUUGUUAAACAAAAUAUACCAGGGAUCUCAGUGCCAAUAUUUUAUCACUAGUAAUCUUCAAACUUAAAAAUAUUGGUUUAUAAAAAGAAAUAAAACAAAAAAAGCAGUUCCUUUAUCAAUAACGCAGAAGAGGUAGUUUAUCCAGCCUAUAACCAGGGAAGGACUUACCAUCAGGCAAAGAUAGGCAGUUGCCUGGGGCCCCUGACACUUAGAAAAUUUCUAACCUUCUUAAACAUAAAAAUAAAUAAAAAACGAAUUUCAUAACUCAUUUGAAUUUAAUUUAGUGAUAAAAAAA
Messenger RNA from Oryzias melastigma (Indian medaka), 3052 nucleotides. It is a transcript of the gene pmela, whose product is annotated as premelanosome protein a. Gene Ontology annotation, biological process: melanosome organization. The record is from RefSeq and is a predicted model, not a curated record. Gene Ontology annotation, cellular component: melanosome. NCBI's taxonomy places the organism in Eukaryota, Metazoa, Chordata, Actinopteri, Beloniformes, Adrianichthyidae.